Messenger RNA from Salvia miltiorrhiza (redroot sage), 1727 nucleotides. RefSeq lists its product as uncharacterized. Gene Ontology annotation, molecular function: small GTPase binding; guanyl-nucleotide exchange factor activity. Gene Ontology annotation, cellular component: nucleus. NCBI's taxonomy places the organism in Eukaryota, Viridiplantae, Streptophyta, Magnoliopsida, Lamiales, Lamiaceae. Bases 930 to 1538 code for a protein of 202 amino acids. The transcript is spliced from 8 exons. Gene Ontology annotation, biological process: protein import into nucleus. The record is from RefSeq and is a predicted model, not a curated record.
UUCACUUUUUAUUUUUCUAUGCGCCUCUCUUCACUUUCCCUAAUCUCUCAAACUCUGCAAAUUAAGAAUCCGGCGCAUCCAACUUAUACUGUCGUCUCCAACUCGUCAACUCCCUCAAGGCUCAACGACUUCAUCUAGGCCACACAUAAUCACGUCUAUUUGUUGUUUUCACUCUUUCCCGGUCUCUCUCUGUCGUCCGACGUAGCCGCCGCCUAGCCCUCGCCGGCUUGCCUCGUCUCCUUCGAUCGACGGCAGAAGUGAGGUAAGGCGGCAGCCUAUUAGGGUGUUUUCGAAGUUUGAUUUUUGUUUUCGCCUUACUGAAGAAUCCAUGGAUUAAGUCGAAUAUUUUGUAGAUAUACAGAAAUACUUGAAUAUUGCUUGAUGCUCAUUGCUUUUAUUCAUGGAUAAUGUUAAGAUGUAUGAAAUCAUUUGUUGAAGACAAAAAAACAAUAUAAAGCAGCCCUAAUUUUAUUUCUAAAUCAGUCUAAAUUAUGCCGUUUCUUCAUCUUCACUCUAUUUUUUGUUUUAAUUCUUUCAUCAUAACUCUGCUUCUCUAUGCGCCUCCUUUUUCUUCUCUUCUUUAUUCAGACCCUCUUCUUAUUCUUUCUUCUUGCUGGCAGAAUGUUUCCUUCUUUUUCAUCUCUUUUCUUCAGUUCCUUCUUGUUCUUUUAUUCUUUCCUCUCUCUCUCUCUCCUUUUCUAGUACCUCGCCGGCGCUCACCAAGCCCUAGCUCUCCCUUUCUCUCUCAUCACCACACUCUCUAUCUCUUUCAGUCGAUUGUAGAUAUAGAUUCCGUAACUAUACCCCGAGUUUUAUUAUCCAGCUGAAUUGCCGAUUAAUUCCGACAAGGUUUUAGGUAUGGGUUGGAGAUGCUCUAAAUUCUGAGAAACUUCUUCAAAUUUCUUCACCAUAGAAGAAAAAACAAGAAAAUGCCUGAGGAUUUAUGCAUUCAACACGCUCUCUUCGGUGGCGCUAUCUCCUCCACCUUCCCGCUCCGCUUCCAGGACAUAAGCAACAUACGCCAAGUUCCUGAUCAUCAGGAGGUUUUUGUUGAUCCAACGCGUGACGAGAGCUUGAUAUUUGAGCUCCUCGACUUGAAGACGGAUGUGGCAGAUCACGGAAGUGCCACAUGGUUUCUUCAAGACUUGGCUAAUGAGCAAGAUGCUGAAGGAACAAUGGUGCUAGAACAAUCAGGUGUAUUUGAGGCUGAUGGACUACGAUUUAGAAGCAGUCCUGCUGUCAUUACAACUGCAAUUGGGCAGAUGGGCAUAUCUAAAGGGAGACAGGGAAGAGAUGCACAAAACCUAGUUAAGGUUUAUCUAGCUAAUUUACGUCUCAAGGAUGUCGGCACUGAUGUUCUAAUUACUGCAUACGAGCCUGUGACGAUAAACCCUUUGAGUGAAAGUGCUGCCACAGUUGGGGCCGGCUUAGCCGUGCCUGCUGCACAGUCUGGAUGCAUGCCAAUGGAGGAGGUCUUUAGAGGUGCGGUCUCGAGUUUCAAGGUGAACGACUGGAGCCUUUUUGGUGCCGUGGCUUGAGGAAGCCAUCUUGCUUGCUAUUGUGUGGUGAGCAAUGUUAACUCUCAUCCUAAGUUUAUUUUUUGUAAGAAUCAGUGAAUCACAAUAUGAAUAGGCUUUUUUAGUUGGUAUAUAGUGGCCUUAUGUUAUAGGAUGUGACAUUGAGGUAUUGUUAUAUCACCAUUUCUCCUGUUUGUCUUUUAUCGACAA